AUGCUUCCAACUCCCGAUACAUCACAUGUGCCGUAUGAGAGGGUCUACGAGCCUGCAGAGGACUCAUUCCUGCUAUUGGAUACCCUCUCAUCCGAUACUGAGAAGGAGUUCCUGCAGAGUAGAUUUGCCAACCGUGUGCCUUUGGUCCUCGAGAUUGGCACCGGCUCAGGUGUCGUCAUCUCCUUUGCGAACGCACAUGCACAGACUAUCUUUGGGAAGAGAAGCGUUCUCACAGCCGGGGUUGACAUGAAUGCCUUCGCCAGUCGAGCUACGGUCCAAACAGCAAGGAAGGCGGAGCAGGACAACCCGGCAGAUCACGGCAUGUACUUGGGCUCAUGCAUGGGAGAUCUCACUGCACCUUGGAGGGGCCAGGAGAUUGACGUCCUGAUCUUCAAUCCUCCCUACGUACCGACAUCAGAGAUGCCUGCAAGGCCGAAGGACUUUACGGAGGUUCCUACGCCGGACCAGAAACCCUCGUUCGAUCAUGAUUCCUAUCUGCUUGCUCUAUCUUAUGCCGGCGGAAAGGAUGGUAUGGAGACGACGGAUCGAUUAAUCGAGUCCCUGCCUGAAAUCUUAUCCCCCCAAGGCUGCGCCUAUAUCCUCUUCUGCGCCCAAAACCGCCCGGACGAGGCGAGGCAGCGGAUUGAGGCUCUGGGGACGGAGUGGAGAGCCUUAAUGGCGAGAUCAAGCGGAAAGACAGCUGGCCGGGAGAAGUUGCAGGUCCUGCGAAUAUGGCGGGAGAUUGGUAA
Messenger RNA from Clonostachys solani, 749 nucleotides. The record is from the annotation of a GenBank genome assembly. Lineage: Eukaryota; Fungi; Ascomycota; Sordariomycetes; Hypocreales; Bionectriaceae.